Messenger RNA from Salvia splendens (bonfire salvia), 1569 nucleotides. RefSeq lists its product as uncharacterized. Gene Ontology annotation, molecular function: zinc ion binding. The record is from RefSeq and is a predicted model, not a curated record. The transcript is spliced from 2 exons. The coding region runs from base 1 to 1569 and encodes 522 amino acids. NCBI's taxonomy places the organism in Eukaryota, Viridiplantae, Streptophyta, Magnoliopsida, Lamiales, Lamiaceae.
AUGGCCCAUGAUGAUAUGUGGGAGAUUAGGAAGUGGCGGGGACGCCAUAGUUGUGAAGGUCAUCGUAAUGAUAGAGGACAUGCUAACUUUUCAUCACCAAUGAUUGCUUUGUGUAUUCGCCAUCAGUUGCUAAAAAAUGCCGAGUUUAGUGCCGCCGCCGUAAGAAAUUUUGUUCAUGACAAAUUUCAUGUGGUAGUCAGUUAUAAGAAGGCAUGGUAUGCACGGAGGAGGGCUUUAGAGAUUGUAUUUGGUGGAUGGGAGGAGUCAUUUAGGGAUUUGCCAAGCUACAUGCUUGAACUGCAGUAUAGGAAUCCAAGCACCAUUGUUGAGUGGAGGCAUAACGAGUUGUUGAGCCAGGGCCGUACUAAAGUCUUCUAUUACGUGUUCUGGGCACUUGGGCCUGCUAUACAUGCUUUCCAGGAGUGCCAACCAAAAUGUCUGCCUAUUGCAUAUGCUAUUGUUGAUGAAGAAACUGGCGACAGCUGGGAGUGGUUUUUGGAUCAUGUCAGAAUUCAUGUGGUGAAGUACGAAAGGGAGGUAUGCAUAAUUUCGGAUAGGCACAAAGGAAUCCUCAAGGCUAUGCGUUCAGAUGAAUGGAAAAAGCCGCCGAUAUGUCACCACAAAUUUUGUUUGAUCCAUGUGAGGAAAAAUAUCUUGACAAAACUAAAGGGUAAGGGAGGAAAAGCAAAAGGCAUGAUAUGGGCAUUGGGUGUCACAACUCAAGUACGCAAGUACGUGAGAAGGCGACGUGCACUACGGGAGGAAAGUCUUAUUGCGAUACACGAGCUCAACAAAGCCAAAAAAGAGAACUGGUCUCUUUGCUACGAUGAUGAACUGAGAUGGGGGGUGCCCUCGACAAACAUGUCAGAGAGCUACAACAACGUACUGAGAGGUGUAAGAGAGUUGCCAAUAAGAGCUUUGGUUGAUCUGACAUUUUGGCGAACAGUUGAAUGGUGGGCAGAUAGAAAGACAGAAAUACAACAAACCGAAGGUCGGUUGACCCCCUGGGCGAGGGACAAACUUGUUGCGAAUGAUGCGAAGGGGCAAAUGCAUUACUGUUCAGUAGUCGCCCGAGAAUUAGGUCAUUACCAAAUUCGAAGUCGUCCACGUGUUGAAAAUGGAAAGGCAAAGGGCGAUAACAGACAAGAAGUCGAGUUUAUGGAUUCAAAGUGCAGUUGUGGGAAGUGGCAGAUGUGGAGAGUCCCUUGUUCACAUGCGUGCACCGUUGCCAGAGAUCGAGGUAACUCUAUUUUUGAACUCAUUGAUAAACACAACCACAAAGCUACAUGGGAAGCACAGUACUAUGGUGUCUCAUUUCAAGCACCAAGACACCAAGACUAUUGGGCAAAUCCUGGAUGGAAACUGCUUUGUGUAGCCGUGUCCCCCAGUCCGAACACCAGGCACUCCACGACGCCGUGGAACUACUUCUGGUUCAUAAGGCAUGACCACAUCCUGAUGUUGAGAAGCGGGGUACUCCAUGACAUCCGUGUUGUUCGUAGAUUCGAGGACAUUCUUAACAAUUUCCCGAAUCUGGCGCACUCGUGGGUCCAUUUCGUCUUCCGUAGUUAA